This is a messenger RNA of Grosmannia clavigera kw1407, 1587 nucleotides long. Its product is annotated as gaba permease. Gene Ontology annotation, biological process: transmembrane transport; amino acid transport. Gene Ontology annotation, cellular component: membrane. The transcript has a single exon. NCBI's taxonomy places the organism in Eukaryota, Fungi, Ascomycota, Sordariomycetes, Ophiostomatales, Ophiostomataceae. The coding region runs from base 1 to 1587 and encodes 528 amino acids. Gene Ontology annotation, molecular function: transmembrane transporter activity. The record is from RefSeq and is a predicted model, not a curated record.
AUGGAGGACCUACAGAAGCCGGCGUUUAGCGGGUCGCCCGAUGAUGCGGACGCGCUCGCGCGCCUCGGCCACAAGCAGGAGCUCACGCGCAACUUUUCGAAGCUGUCGAUGUUGGGCCUGGCCUUUGCCAUUCUCAACAGCUGGACGGCCCUAUCGACGUCGCUGAACCUGGCCCUGACCUCGGGCGGCCCAACAGCGGUGAUCUGGGGCCUGAUGACGGCCGGUGUGUGCAACCUCUGUCUAGCGGCCUCGCUGGCCGAGUUUCUCUCGGCUUGGCCGACGGCUGGUGGCCAGUAUCACUGGGCUGCCCAGGUCAGCUGGCCGCGCGCCUCUCGCAUCAUCAGCUUCGCCACCGGCUGGAUCAACGUGGGCGCCUGGGUCUGCCUCACGGCCAGCGGCGGCCUGCUCGGCAGCACGCUCAUCAUCGACAUCAUCGCGCUGAUGCACGAAGACUAUGUGUACCACGCCUGGCACCAAUUCCUCAUCUACAUCGCCUUCACCCUCGGCUCCUUUUUCAUCAAUGCCUUCUCCAGCCGGCUGCUGCCGCUCUUCACCAAGGCUGCCUUCCUCUGGUCCGUUGCCGGCUUUGUCAUCAUCAGCAUCACCGUCCUCGCCUGUGCCUCGCCCAACUACCAGUCGGGCGAGUUUGUCUAUGGCAAGUUCAUCAACGAGGUCGGCUGGCCCGACGGCUUCUCCUGGCUGCUUGGCCUGCUGCAGGGCGCCUUUGCCCUCACCGGCUUCGACGGUGUCAUCCACAUGAUCGAGGAGAUCCCCAACCCGACGCGCGAGGGCCCCAAAAUCAUGCUCUACAGCAUCGGCAUCGGCAUGUUUACCGGCUGGGUCUUCCUCAGCUGCAUCCUCUUUGUCAUCACUGACGUCGACGCGGUCAACAGCAACGCGGCCGGUCCGCUGCUGACGGCCAUCUACCAGGCCACCAACAACAAGGCCGGCUCGAUUUGCCUGCUGAUGUUCCCGCUCAUCUGCAUGGUCUUCACCUCGGUCACGCUGAUGACGACGAGCAGCCGGAUGAGCUACGCCUUUGCCCGCGAUCGCGGCCUGCCCUUCAGCAGCUUCUUCGCCCAGAUCCACCCGCGGCUGCACGUGCCCGUCAAUGCCAUGCUCUGGACAUCGGUCUGGGUCAUCAUCUUCGGCUGCGUCUUCCUCGGAUCCACCAGCGCCUUCAACGCUAUCGUAUCGGCCAGCGUCGUCUGCCUCGGCAUCACCUAUGCCAUCCCACCCACCAUCCACUGUCUCCGUGGCCGCAACCUGCUGCCCGAAUCUCGUCCCUUCAAGCUCAAGGGCGCGCUCGGCUGGACCCUCAACAUGGUCGGCAUCCUCUGGACCGUCCUGACCACUGUCCUCUUCUUCUUCCCGCCCGAGCACCCGACUACGGCCGACAACAUGAACUACAGCAUUGUCGCCUUUGGCAUCAUCCUGGUCAUCGCUGCCGGCCAGUGGAUCGUCGACGGCCACAAGAACUACACCGGCCCCGUUGCCGAUGUCGACAUGGCCACGUAUGGCCAGGCCCACGACGAGCCGUCGGAUGGGAGCUCUGCGGCAGCCGAGGAAUCCAAGAAGGCCGAGUAG